This is a messenger RNA of Dothidotthia symphoricarpi CBS 119687, 658 nucleotides long. Its product is annotated as Thioesterase/thiol ester dehydrase-isomerase. The record is from RefSeq and is a predicted model, not a curated record. The coding region runs from base 53 to 511 and encodes 152 amino acids. Lineage: Eukaryota; Fungi; Ascomycota; Dothideomycetes; Pleosporales; Dothidotthiaceae. Gene Ontology annotation, molecular function: fatty acyl-CoA hydrolase activity. The transcript has a single exon.
UUUCAGCCCCAACGAAACAUCAAUCUUCUUACCAAACCCACUUACUGCUACAAUGAGUGUAGAAGCAGCAAACGACCCCGAGAUCCUCGCACAUGUUGAGAAGUUCUGGGAGGGACGGAAGCCACACAGUCCCAUCUACCAGUUCCUGCUCGACGACAUCAAACUGACCUACGCGUCAAAGGGCGUAGUUCGCGCUCGCCUGCUGUUGACAAAAAACCACGUAAAUGCCCAUGGUGGUAUUCAUGGUUCUGUCUCAGCUACGCUUAUCGACUGGGUGGGCGGUGUUGCCAUCGCAGCCUACGACAACCGAACCAAGACAGGCGUAAGCACCGACAUCCACAUCUCCUACCAGACCUCAGCCAAGGAUGGAGACUGGAUAGAGGUCGAGGGUAGGGCUGGCAAGGUCGGAGGCACAUUGGCCUUUACGACUGCGACCAUCUGGAAGGUGAUUGACGACAAGCCUGGGCCUAUCAUUGCAUCCGGUUCGCACACCAAGUUCGUCAGGGUUUAAGUCUGAGGGUUUCAACUUGCCAUCCUCUCUGAAGACUUGUUCACUCCUCCAUGAGUGCAGGACUUUAGGCGAACUGCGACGAUCGAAGGAUUCCUGAGCUUAUCAGUUGACACCCGUGGCGAUGAUAUGGAGGCCGAAGGACCUGCA